AUGGAGCUCAUUGACAAGACAGUCGAGCUGCGAGGCAGCCAAGUUCUCAAUAUGCAUUCGUAUCAUGCAAUCAUCUGGCAACGCCGGAUCAUGGCGUUCGCUACACUUCUUGCCUGGAUCGGUGUUGGAUUAUUGGUAGCGGCGUUGGCCACCACGCACUGGGCUUCCAUUGACUUCCAUAACAAGGACUAUCAGCCAGUUCACGUUGAUUUGGGAGUCUGGGGAGAGUAUCGUACCGUCAAUGACUUCAGGAAGGUUUCAGUGGAAUGGAUCCCACACUUCCCAGCCCCACCAGAGAAUAUUCUCCGACUUGCAGACACUGACCUGAAACACUACUAUCGCUCGCAAGCGUUCAUGGGAUGUUUCGGAGCUGUGAUUCUGCUUUGCACCAACUGCCUUGCUAUUUACACCUUCUAUCAUCAUCGUUAUAUGUACAAGAGAGCCGUGGCCGCUUUGUAUCUUGUUGUUGCUAUGUGCAUCUUUGGAGCCAUCGAGAUUCUCUCCAGCAGUAUUAAUGAAUGGAACACCGCUGUCACUCAGGACCGAGAAUUUGACUACGAGCAAGCCAAGAAGAUGGGAUUCUCGACCCGUCUUGCUCAAGGAGCCAUUCUUACAAGCAUAAUUGCCUGUUUGGCAUUUGCUUUCGGAUCCCACAAACAGAAAGGGGAGCAUGCGGCCACCGCAGAGUUGGAGAUUGAGGAUCGCGAAUAUCAUAUCGGACGAUAA
Caenorhabditis briggsae is the source of this 726-nucleotide messenger RNA. Bases 1 to 726 code for a protein of 241 amino acids. The record is from RefSeq and is a predicted model, not a curated record. NCBI's taxonomy places the organism in Eukaryota, Metazoa, Nematoda, Chromadorea, Rhabditida, Rhabditidae. Gene Ontology annotation, cellular component: plasma membrane. The transcript is spliced from 6 exons.